Molecule: messenger RNA, 645 nt
Organism: Aplosporella prunicola CBS 121167
Lineage: Eukaryota; Fungi; Ascomycota; Dothideomycetes; Botryosphaeriales; Aplosporellaceae
Exons: 3
Coding region: 1-645 (214 amino acids)
Cellular component (GO): cytoplasm
Molecular function (GO): glutathione binding; glutathione transferase activity
Source: RefSeq, a predicted model, not a curated record
AUGGUUCUCAAGCUCUACGGCUCUGCUAUGUCCACGUCUCGUGUCCUGGUUACGAUCCUGGAGAAAGAGCUACCAUACGAGCUUAUCUUCAUUGACAUUGCCAAAGGCGAGCAGCACAGCGAGGCGUACAAGAAGCUGCAGCCGUUUGGAAAGGUUCCUGCGUUGGACGAUGAUGGGUUUUUGAUGUUUGAAAGCAGGGCCAUUUGCAAGUACCUUGCAAGAAAGUACCCGUCUGGAACAAAGCUGAUCCCGGAAGGUGACGAAAAUGCCUACGCCCGUUUCGAACAAGCUUGCUCUGUAGAACAAAGCUAUUUCGGUGCUGCUGCUGAGACUAUAGGGACCGAGCUCGUGAUCAAACAAGCAAAAGGGCUUGGUCCCCCUGAUGAAGCAAGGGUAGCACAGGCCGAAAAGGACCUUGAUGCAGUUCUCGCGUAUUACGACAAGCUUUUGGCCAAACAGAAGUAUCUUGCUGGGGACGAACUGACUUUGGCUGACUUAUUUCACUUGCCUAAUGGAGCGGCUUUGAAGGCAGGAAAGUGGAGAGAGGUAUUCAAAAAAUACCCGAACGUAGACAAGUGGUUCAAGGGAUUGCAGGAGAGAGAAUCUUGGGUGAAAGCUGCUGCAGAGGCCCGAACAGUACCGUAA